Messenger RNA from Scomber scombrus (Atlantic mackerel), 1060 nucleotides. It is a transcript of the gene wbp1, whose product is annotated as WW domain binding protein 1. The record is from RefSeq and is a predicted model, not a curated record. The transcript is spliced from 4 exons. NCBI's taxonomy places the organism in Eukaryota, Metazoa, Chordata, Actinopteri, Scombriformes, Scombridae. Bases 143 to 997 code for a protein of 284 amino acids.
UCCAGGAACAACAAAAACAUGUCUGAGUGCGACGAGCCGCACCGAUAACCGGCAGCAGAAACCUGCAGUCACCUCAACCAGCCGUCGAGUCGACCGACUGCUAUAUGAUUCCCGUCGAGUUAUCGGCCGAAACCCCAGAAAGAUGCCGCAGAAAGCACUGGGAUCCAUUGUAGGUCUUCUUUGUACCGGGACCUGUCUGGUGCAGGGGAAGGAGUUCUGUUUCGGGGUAAACAAUGAGCAGUACCGCUGUGAGAUGGGUUACUGCUGCGGAGAGACGGAGUGCUGCACCUAUUACUACGAGCUCUGGUGGUUCUGGUUAGUAUGGACUCUGAUCAUCAUGCUGAGUUGCUGCUGUGCUUAUCGACACCGGAGGGUUAAAAUGCGCCUGCAGCAGGAGCAACGUCAGCGUGAGAUCAGUCUCAUGGCCUACCAAGGAGCCUCCAGCGCCUUCAUUUCCCCCCCACCACUUAAUCUAAGGUUUUGGAACGACUGCAAGCUUCCUGACUAUGAAGAGGUGGUUGGUCACCCCCCGACACCACCUCCCCCUUACUCAGAAAACCCUCCUGAGGCGACUCCAGCACUCCCUCCACAAGUGAGCCAGCCUGACGUCGCCUCGGUGCUACAACCCCUGCCUGAGGCGGAGCCGAGGGCGGAGGCCUCAAGUCCACCAUCAGACCAGGAAGCAGUGUCCGUGCCGGUCCAAGUGCAGUGUCUGGUGGAGGAGAACGCAGGGGCUCCGUUGAUGGCGGCGGCCGAGGAGGACGAGGAGCUCAUCACACGGCGCCGGCAUGUGACCGGCGACUCAGGGAUUGAAGUUUGUGUUUGCCAGCUGGAUGUGGACGAAGGCUCGGGGCUCGAGGAGGAAAGCGACGAAGAACACCGGAUGUGCAAGGUUGCCGGAGGGGACUGCUGCUCCGGACACCAGCGGCAGAUCUUCAGACAGAAGGAGCACACCUCUGAGCUGCCCAGCACCAGCACUGGAGACCACAUGGUGUGAUCCAUGACUCAACUAACCAGCCAACCAGUGCGGCUUUCUGCUUCACACUGGGUGAUACAAGAU